AUGAAAUCAAGUUUUAAGUCAGAAUAUCCUUUCGAAAAGAGAAAAGCAGAGUCCAGCAGAAUUACAGAGAAGUUCCAGAACAGAAUUCCUGUUAUAUGUGAGAAGGCUGAGAAGUCAGACAUUCCUGAGAUUGACAAACGUAAAUAUUUGGUGCCAUCAGACCUAACAGUGGGACAGUUCGUAUACGUGAUAAGGAAAAGAAUAAUGUUACCUGCAGAAAAGGCUAUCUUUAUUUUUGUUAAUGACACUUUGCCGCCAACCGCAGCGCUAAUGUCUGCAGUUUACCAAGAACAUAAGGAUAAGGAUGGUUUCUUGUAUGUAACAUACUCAGGUGAAAACACGUUUGGUGGUAAUUGA
Molecule: messenger RNA, 357 nt
Organism: Tetrapisispora phaffii CBS 4417
Lineage: Eukaryota; Fungi; Ascomycota; Saccharomycetes; Saccharomycetales; Saccharomycetaceae
Gene: ATG8
Product: ubiquitin-like protein ATG8
Exons: 1
Coding region: 1-357 (118 amino acids)
Biological process (GO): cellular response to nitrogen starvation; macroautophagy
Cellular component (GO): autophagosome; fungal-type vacuole membrane; cytosol
Molecular function (GO): phosphatidylethanolamine binding
Source: RefSeq, a predicted model, not a curated record